UCAAAAUGUCGGUUUCCUCCAAUGCUUCAUCUGCCUCAUCCGUAUCGGGCGUUACCACCUCAAACGGUCGUCGUUCAUCCCUGGGCCGUAACAGUGAAUCGGGCACCGGUUCCGGCACUGACUCCUCGGAACUUUCACACAUUUUGAAUCGUCGCCAGGUGAUUAUCGAUUCACAGGAGGCGGGCAUUGAGGUGCCAGCCACCUUCAAGGUGGUCAAUGUCUAUACCGAAUUUCAUGAAUUUUCACGCAAACAAAUCAAGGAAUACCAAAAAACCUUUAACACAUACGACACCGGCCGCGAUGGCUAUUUGGAUUUAACCGAGUUGAAAUAUAUGAUGGAAAAAUUGGGUGCUCCACAAACACAUUUAGGUCUCAAGGAAAUGAUCAAAGAAGUCGAUGAAGAUAACGAUGGAAAAAUUUCAUUCCGUGAAUUCCUUCUCAUCUAUCGCAAGGCACAGGCCGGAGAAUUGGACAAUGAUUCGGGUCUAAAUCAGUUGGCACGUUUAACGGAAAUUUCAGUUGAAGAAGUUGGUGUCAGUGGUGCUAAGAAUUUCUUUGAGGCAAAAAUUGAACAACAACUGCGUUCGAAUAAAUUCCACGAUGAAAUACGACAGGAACAGGAAGAGCGUCGGCGUCAGGAGGAGGAAAAAGCAAAUCGGCGUUUAUUGUUCCAGCAAAGAGCUGCAAUUUUCCAAUAA
Musca vetustissima is the source of this 698-nucleotide messenger RNA. RefSeq names its product EF-hand domain-containing protein D2 homolog (gene Swip-1). The transcript is spliced from 2 exons. NCBI's taxonomy places the organism in Eukaryota, Metazoa, Arthropoda, Insecta, Diptera, Muscidae. Bases 6 to 698 code for a protein of 230 amino acids. The record is from RefSeq and is a predicted model, not a curated record. Gene Ontology annotation, molecular function: calcium ion binding.